AACAAGUCCGUGAAGCCGACGCUGAAGCGCACAGGCUCCGUUGAAGUUGCUGGCCGCGGUGUUAGUGGAGGUUUGGCCGUCAUUCGAACCCCUUCUAGGACACCUACGCCUCUGAAUAAGCGUCCCGUCACAGAAUGGAAACAGAUAAGGAAUGUUUUUGCGGCUAUGUUGCAAGCCUUGUGAUAGGAAUUAUUUUUGCGUCUGUCAUAUUUACUAUGACAAUCACCCAGGUGGCCAAACCCAAUGGUCUGCUCCUGGUAGUCGUGGGUGGCUCCUUACAGAUGGAGGAGUCCCUGCCAGGUAACGUGACCGUCCGAUUCACCAUAAGGGCAGAAAACCCUACCAGCUGCAACAUCACGUACAAAAACAUCUCAGGGACUGUGGCACUCCUGAAUGAGUACGGGGAGAAUGAAGGCCAUUUCCUGAGAUUCAACAUGACCGAAUUUGAUGUUCAGCAACCAACAUUCGUCGACUCGCCUGCUCAGGUCACUGCAACACAAGUCGGUAUUGCAGUGAACAGCAUUGCAGCAGUUCUGCAGUUUAAUGGGACUAUGGAGAUGAACAGUCGCAACAGCACUGCUGUCUACGGUUGCCGCAUAUGGACCAGGAACUAUGACCAGAAUUGCCCGCGCGUUAAGUAACUAAGAUAGUCUAGCCUGAUUCCACCUUUUCUGUUUCUGGUUGAGAAGGAAAAGAAACCGGUUUCCACUUAUUACAAUAAGAUUUCCUACGAUAAGCUUUGCUCGACACCGGUGAGGGAGGGGCAAGGGCAGCGACGUGCCGUCGGCCCAUUCUCGUGCUCGUAGUCUUCGCUAGGUGGUAAAAAAUUCUAAUUGUAAUUUUUAUUACUUUUAGAGGCCUUUGUACUACUA
This is a messenger RNA of Lolium perenne, 872 nucleotides long. The record is from RefSeq and is a predicted model, not a curated record. NCBI's taxonomy places the organism in Eukaryota, Viridiplantae, Streptophyta, Magnoliopsida, Poales, Poaceae.